Molecule: messenger RNA, 1011 nt
Organism: Penicillium atrosanguineum
Lineage: Eukaryota; Fungi; Ascomycota; Eurotiomycetes; Eurotiales; Aspergillaceae
Product: D-mandelate dehydrogenase-like dehydrogenase
Exons: 5
Coding region: 1-1011 (336 amino acids)
Cellular component (GO): cytosol
Molecular function (GO): NAD binding; glyoxylate reductase (NADPH) activity; hydroxypyruvate reductase [NAD(P)H] activity
Source: RefSeq, a predicted model, not a curated record
AUGGGAUUCGUGGAGGCCAGACCCAAAAUUUUGCUUCUGGGAGAUAUAAACCAUGCAAAGAAAUCCUGGAACGCGCUGGGUGAACUCGGCGAGCUGAUCGAGCCAACCGCCACCAACCGUGCUGACUUCAUUCAAGAGUGCCGGGAUGGGAAGUUCGAGGGAGUUGUCGCUGCCUACCGUACCUUUCACUCCAUCCAGAUCACAGGCCGGAUCGAUGAGGAGCUGGUGAAGGAGCUGCCACGUUCUUUGAUAUAUCUUGCUAGCUGCGGAGCCGGUUAUGAUCAGAUUGAUGUCCACGAUUGCAGUGCACGCAACCCUCCGAUUCGCGUCUCCAAUGUCCCCACUGCCGUGGACGAUGCGACCGCUGACGUGAACAUGUUCCUUAUCCUCGGUGCUCUGCGUAACUUCAAUGCUGGUAUGUACGCUCUGCGUCAAGGGAAGUGGGUUAGUGGAGUGAACCUUGGGCACGACCCCGAGGGGAAGACCCUAGGAAUCUUGGGCAUGGGUGGCAUUGGCCGAAACCUGAAGAAGAAAGCCGAGGCUUUCGGUAUGACGGUUGUUUAUCACAACCGUCGUCAAUUGAGCGAGGAGCUCUCUGGUGGAGCUCAAUAUGUCACUUUUGAUGAGCUCUUGUCCACCAGUGAUGUGCUCAGCUUGAAUCUGCCUUUGAAUAAAAACACACGUCACAUCAUUGGUAAGAAUGAGUUUGUUAAGAUGAAAGAUGGUGUGGUUGUCGUCAAUACGGCUCGCGGUGCUGUCAUGGAUGAGGCUGCGCUCGUUGAGGCUCUGGACAGUGGCAAGGUCUUUUCGGCUGGUCUUGAUGUCUUCGAACAGGAGCCCACAGUUCAUCCCGGCUUGCUCAGCAAUCCGAAUGUGAUUCUGGUACCUCACAUGGGUACUUGGACGAUUGAGACGCUCACUACAAUGGAAGAAUGGGCUAUUGAAAAUGUCCGUCUGGCGUUGACUACUGGCAAGCUCAAGAGCCCAGUCCCGGAGCAGGCUGACUUGUAA